Messenger RNA from Oldenlandia corymbosa var. corymbosa, 879 nucleotides. Lineage: Eukaryota; Viridiplantae; Streptophyta; Magnoliopsida; Gentianales; Rubiaceae. The record is from the annotation of a GenBank genome assembly.
AUGACUAGAGUUAUUAAUCCGUUUGAUUUUGUUCAUCCAUUGGCCAUCGUUCCUUACGAGGGCGGUCGAGACUCAGGGAGUCUCUAUUCCGUCGACCAUGGCCACCUUAACGAUGAUCCUUGCCCCAAGGAAGAGAAGGCAUCUGCUACUAAUGUAGGCCUGCAAAAGGCUGCAGAUUCGCGUAAUAAGGACAAGUUUGCUGGAGAUGAAGUUCCAUACACAAGGAGACCAAAGGGUACCACAACUCUUGCUUUCAUUUGCAAAGAAGGUGUUAUGGUGGCUACUGAUCAUUCAGAUGCUAGCAAGGAUGCUUCCGAAACAUUUGUUGAGAACGUUAUUGAUCUCGAUUCUCACGUGCUUGUCACUGUUUCUGGAGUUGGGGAGACUCGAUCUUUUCUCAAGAAUCUGAAAGAUCAGUUUCAAGCCGUCAAGAAGGGGACAAAAUCUGUUUUUGAGGUUUCACAGUGGGUGGCUGGCCAUCUGUCUUCUCAUCCUGAUAAGCAUUUGUCAGCAAAAGUACUAAUUGCAGGGUGGGAUGAUGAAAGCCAGUGUCAUGCCUUGUAUUCCGUGAAUUCUGAGGGGGAAGUGUUUCAAAAACGAAGGGAUGCCACUGGAGCUGUUGUCCUGACUUGUUGGGUUUUUUGGUGUAUCAGUUUUGACAAAAAGUGGUAUGGUUCAGCUGUGGAGCAUGCUAAAUGGAUGAUUCGUUCUACUGCAGGCGCACUUGAACACUUCAGGAGUCUGGGUCAGGUUAAUACUGAGUAUAGUGGUUACGUUAGUGGAUACUACGUCUCAGCUGCCCGAUGGAAGAGGAGCUUUUACAAUUUACAGGUUCCUCCUGGAUAUUUCUACGAAAGCAUUGGAUGGCCUAUAUUUUAA